This is a messenger RNA of Eleginops maclovinus (Patagonian blennie), 366 nucleotides long. RefSeq names its product T-cell acute lymphocytic leukemia protein 1 homolog. Gene Ontology annotation, biological process: regulation of transcription by RNA polymerase II. NCBI's taxonomy places the organism in Eukaryota, Metazoa, Chordata, Actinopteri, Perciformes, Eleginopidae. Bases 1 to 366 code for a protein of 121 amino acids. Gene Ontology annotation, molecular function: RNA polymerase II cis-regulatory region sequence-specific DNA binding; DNA-binding transcription factor activity, RNA polymerase II-specific; protein dimerization activity. The record is from RefSeq and is a predicted model, not a curated record. The transcript is spliced from 2 exons.
AUGAGUGCCGGCUCUCUCCCCCGUCAGGUCAGCACCAACAGUCGGGAGCGUUGGCGGCAGCAGAACGUUAACGGAGCGUUCAGCGACCUGCGGAGCCUCAUCCCAACCCACCCCCCCGACAGGAAGCUCAGCAAGAACGAGAUCCUGCGCCUCGCCCUGCGCUACAUCAGCUUCCUGGAGCAGGUGGUGAUGGAGCAGGACGGCCUCACCGUGGCCCCCAGGGGCCGGUCGGGCAGUGUGGAUCAGGACGACGAGCUGCAGGAGGCGUCGUCUCCGGACUCCAGCUGUGGGAGCUCUGCAGACGGUCUGAUGGAGGAGCAUGACUGUGGAGAGCUUCUGCAGUUCCUCCAGCCAUGGGUGGAGUAA